UGAGAAUAGAGAACUGCACUUCUUCUGUCAACACGAAGUGUGCACCUGUACGUGCCUACUAAGCCCUUCAUCGUUUAAGUGAACUUCGGCGCAUGAAAAAUCGGAUGGUUUUGUUUAUCGGUUCGAUACAAAGUCGGAGUUUCCUCCCUUCGUUUUGAGUGAAUCCUUGUACCCUCCAAGAAAAAGCGCUAAAUGGACCCGACCCAACGAAGAGUGAGUACCUAAUGCCCCUCCAAUAACCCACCGCGCGUGAAGAUUAUGACUGUACUCCACGCUCUCCAUACUUAUAAUCCUGUUCGAAUCGUGUCUGGUAAACGCCAAUUUUUGAUUCACCUCCUGAUACUAGACAAAACAUUCUAAGCAUCUAAGAAUCGUUCGUAAUUCUCUCUCUCUAGUUCUUAUUUGUUUAAAUUUUGAAACUACAGAAGAUGUCAGGCGGCGGAGGGCCGCCAGAGGCGGCGUCAGAUACGGAGAUUCUGUUGACGAAAAUUCGAGGUCUCCUUUACGAAACACGCUCAAUCGGCUUUCGAUCCUUGCGCAUCGCCUGUGCCAAGUCCCUCAAUAAAGCGAACCCAACGACAGGAGAGUUGUUACGGCUACAAGAACAUGACUUGAUGAAGAUGAUGCUAGUAGUUGGAGCAAGAAGCUGCAAGUGCAGUGUGGUUGUGUAGGUAGUUUGAUUGAUAUGUGUACAACUCGCCACAGGCAGAGAGAAUACUAAAGCUACAUCGAUCAAGACCUUGCGCAUCUGUACACUAAACCACUAAGCCAACUGCUUCGGUUUCCUUGCUCUUCUGAUUAGAAGGCACUGCUGGGAGACUGAAAGGCCUCAAGAACGUGAGUUAGGACGUUUAAUAUCUUUUUCUAAUCUACGCUCUGCGUCAUGCAGAUGAUACCUUUCGGGAAGCCAGUGUUUUUCUGUCUGAGAAGGAGCUUCUAGUUUUGUCAAGAGCCUAUGGAAAUGGGAGGCUCGUGGAUCGGACGAUUUCGUGCAAAAAAGUGCUCGAAGCUCUUAUCCCGACCGAGGAAGCAAUGCCGGAGAGAAGUUUUUUGUUAUGUUGACUGGGGGACUAGCGUUUCAUCUGUUUCAGUAUCUAUACAUAGUUAUAUUUACAAAGUCUACUAAGUUGUAGUGUUUAUAAAGAUUGCUGUACAGUGCCGAGUGACUACCGAACCUCGCGAAACAAGCAACAGAUUCGCACCAUCAUUUUUCAUCACCAUCUUCAAACCAUCAAACGAUCUACUAUCUACUUAUCAAUCAAAUCAAUCUAUUCCCAUUUUGAGCGUCUAAUCCCCGCCGACAAAGUUUGGGCUGAAUGCGCCAAAGCAAUGGGCGCCGAGAUCGACCUGAUCGAUUUUGUGGAGGCGAGCAAUCCAAAAAACUACCCACAUUGCAAAGCGGGUCGUGUCACCUAUGACGAGUGCAAGCGACUUCUUAUGGGAGAACUGGAAAGCAUCAUGGGGCCAUUGGGGAAGGCUGCGGUAAUAUCUCCUCUAUAACAGGUUUAUAGGAUUUUCAUGGGACCAUUGGGGAAGGCUGCGGUAUAAUUUUGGGUUUAUUUUCUUUCUCUAGAACAAGAACUCAUGGGAUGUCAAAUUUUUUUCAUAGCUAUGCUUUCUAGGUAGACUUCCAGCUGGUCAAGACCUAUUAUAAGCUAUUCAAUCCUAGCUACGUUAUCUCAACAUGCUAUCUGAUCCUAACAAAAAGUAACCCUAAACCCUAAACCCCACAUAGGUCGACGCUGAAGUUUUCCGAUUAUAUGCGAUGCAGACCUCUUGCCUCUGCUCUCUUGACGCCCAAUUCGAAUACAUGAUGGGGAUGUUCACUACAAAUCCGAAUCUGAUCGAUAAUACUUUGUCAUUAUGGAAGAUUGAACCAGAGUUGGAUACGGACUUAAUCAUAUUACAUUGAUUCAUGUACUGAGGACCGUCAACAACGUACUGAAUAAAUUUCACCACAAUUUGGUUUUCCUGGUUGUUCCUCACGUACCAAGAGUGAUCUUCCUAUUCCAUCAGAAUCUACCCUCUAAUCGGAAGACAGCUCAAACUCGUUGACAUGUUUGUGACGAAGUUUAACGAAAUGAAGAGCACGCGAAGUGUCCUGCAACUCUUCCAGUACUACGACACUAGCAAGAAUUUUGCCCUCUCCUUCGCGGAUUUUCGAAAACUUUCAAUCGGAGUAGGCGUGAACAUCUCUGAGCUGGAAAAGAGACUAGUAUUCGACUUCUUCGGACCGACUGGAGUCAUCGUGUGCGGACCGUUUUUGAAGUACUGUAUGUAUUCGGCCUUUUUAGGUGGAGUAUCCUUCUUCAGCUACUUCGUGCACUUUCUUGUAGAAUAUUCAGCCUUACUUAUAGUGCGAUUCUUCAGCCUUACUUCGUGCACUGAGUAUUAUAACUACUGGCGCACACUUGUUACUACAACAGCAGUUGUGGCGUUUUCAUUCUGCAUCCACACGAAAGGUACGUCUUCUACCUCAUGGAGUACGAGACACAAAAAAUUGGCCGACCCGCCGAGUAUCGGGCGAUCCGCGAGCACGGUCCGCUAGCCCACGAUCCUGAUGCAGAACCACGCGGACUCUGUGCCAAGAUCAAGAAGCAUUUGAUGAAGAACCACCCUCGUGGCCUCAGUGUCAUCUUCAAUGUGCUUCACUUGCUGAAUCGCGUAGGCAGCAAAAUCCUAAGGGACGACUUUCAGUGGGGAUUGGAGACAUGUGGUAUUUAAGAUCAUAAUUGGGUGAUUGGCGUGACUUUCAGUGGGGAUUGGAGACAUGUGGUAUAAGAUCAUAGUUUUAAUUAGCGAGAUCGACAUGUGGUAUAAGAUCAUCAUUGCACUGUAUUUCUCUUUGAAGUUACAUGUCGAGAUCAACAAUAAAGAACUAAUGGUUGUUCCUUUUCAUUGGUGUCGUGAUUUUUACUUGUAGUCCACUGAAAAUAACCGAGUUAGUAAGUUCCUGAAAUAAGGGAGGUAGGUAGGUUUGACAGGGCCACUGUUCCUUGUUCAGGCUUGAUUGUGCUUAUUUCAAGUAGUUACUCGGUUACCUAUUUCAGUUUUUCGAAUACUUGUAGUCCACUGAUCAAACCUGUCAUCAAAAUGAUGUACUACUCAAACCAACAUUUUUGCUGUUAGAGGGAUGACGAUUAACGAACCUCCUUUCAACCGAAUAAUCGUUGUGUUAAGCGGGGAUGGUAUCCUGGACCCCGAUAUCUACCAUCUGUAUCUUCGCAUUAACAAUGACAUCGUCAACAUGUAGGUCUCCGACUCGGAACAGCAGAAAGCGAGUAUUUGAAGCAGUAUUUUUCAGGCGGGACUGAAGAAGUGGACCGAGACGAAUUCUUAGACUACCUGAGAUGUACCAAGGACGACGGUGACUUGUCGGACUAUCACGCACGAAUGAAAGAAGCAGAGGCGAGGAUAGAACAGGUAAAACUUCACUCUGUUUUUAGAAUGUUCUAAUGAUCUUACUCAUACAUUGCGGCUUGGAUGAGAUUGUAGUAGUUCGUAAACAUGGGAACGAACAAGUCGGUUCCCUUAAAAUCGUAACUAACCAAGUCAUUCAACUUGAAUCAGUACUUACGUCAUUUACAUACCCCUUACCCAACUGAAGGUUGCACCGGGCCCUAAUGAGUAUGUUAGCGCCGACUACACGAUGAAGAAAUGGGAGCCAGCGUUUGGUGGAUCCAAAUUCAUCGCUGCACAGUUUAUCCUCGAUAUGUACGAUGUUAGCGGCCAUCCUUACCUGGAGGCGGUCGGUGCAAAGGCGCUCACAGACGAGUUCUUUGUUAUGAAAAAGGAACAGACUGAGGACAGUAAUUCUUAACUCUGUAUAAUUCCUACAAGCCGAAGCCUGUAGAAGUUUUCGUUUCGUUUACAAGAUGUCGCAUGAACUCUUCCUGUUUCUCAAGGGACAUCGAUCAUCUACAACUUCCUGCAAGCUCUAACAUCAAGUACCUCGGCGAGAGUUUGGCGAUCGGCCGUGCGAGCAAGGCCAAAGUGGUGAAAUACAUCGUGGAUGAGGGUCUCUGCCAGAAAGACGAGGUGUGGCGCAAGUACCUCUACACCUGCCUGCCUUCGCGCAAUCCGGAUGAGAACGUCCUUCCUACAGGGGAAGGAGCGUAGAGAAAAGAAAAAACAAUUACAUUGACCGAUACUAAAACUUACUAUGAUUUCCAAUUCCAGUCGAUGUCGACCAAAUUUUAACAAAUAGAAAGGCUCCUGUUUACGACAAGUUUGAGUUACAAGAAAAACGUUAGGUUACGUCAUGUUACAAUUCGCUGUAUCUUCAAAGUAAAAACGCUGAUGAUGUACUUCCUUACAACUGUUACCUCCAUUCAAAGAUAUGACGUUGAUCAACACUAGCUCGUUCUCGGGCUACAACGGGAAAAUGGGAUCCUGAAAAUGUAUUGAGCCCUGAAAUCUUAAUCUUGUCUUUCUUCAACAUGUAGAAAUAGAAAGGUGUAAUUCAUUGUAUUAUUUGCAUAUCAUAACAUUCUUGAUGGAUAAGUUGGAUCUUUGUCGAAAUUGCGCAAAGGAACAGAACGCUCAUGAUCAUAGAUGGUACAACAACGCUUUCUAGAUGAGUCCAAAAUUAGCGAUCUUUCAACAUGAUUACAGCGAUCCCAUUCCGGGAGGCUGUGCCUUCACGAAAAAGUUCCAUCGAAGGAUGACAUCUCC
Messenger RNA from Amoebophrya sp. A25, 4674 nucleotides. The record is from the annotation of a GenBank genome assembly. Lineage: Eukaryota; Dinophyceae; Syndiniales; Amoebophryaceae.